Molecule: messenger RNA, 1074 nt
Organism: Mesitornis unicolor (brown roatelo)
Lineage: Eukaryota; Metazoa; Chordata; Aves; Mesitornithiformes; Mesitornithidae
Gene: CDS2
Product: CDP-diacylglycerol synthase (phosphatidate cytidylyltransferase) 2
Exons: 8
Cellular component (GO): endoplasmic reticulum membrane
Molecular function (GO): phosphatidate cytidylyltransferase activity
Source: RefSeq, a predicted model, not a curated record
AACCUAGGGAGCUGUACAACGUCCUGGAAAAAAAAGGAUUUCUUUCUGUUGACGAUCCAUCCCCACCAUUUACUUUCCUUCUGUCUCCCAUCAGGUUUCUGCAUGUUUGUCUUGAGCCUGGUGAAGAAACACUAUCGCCUCCAGUUCUACAUGUUCGGAUGGACCCACGUGACAUUGCUGAUUGUCGUUACGCAGUCGCACCUCAUCAUUCACAACCUGUUUGAAGGGAUGAUCUGGUUCAUCGUCCCGAUCUCCUGUGUGAUCUGCAAUGACAUCAUGGCGUACAUGUUCGGGUUCUUCUUCGGCCGCACCCCGCUCAUCAAGCUCUCCCCAAAGAAGACCUGGGAGGGUUUCAUUGGAGGAUUCUUUGCCACCGUUUUGUUUGGAUUGCUGCUGUCCUACGUGAUGUCUGGGUACCGGUGCUUCACCUGCCCGGUGGAGUUCAACAACGACACCAACAGCUUCACCGUGGACUGUGAGCCCUCCGAGCUGUUCCAGCUGCAGGAGUACAACAUCCCCGUGGUGCUGCAGUCCGUGGUGGGCUGGAAGACAGUCCGGAUGUUCCCCUUCCAAAUCCACAGCAUCGCGCUCUCCACUUUCGCCUCCCUCAUUGGGCCGUUUGGAGGCUUCUUUGCUAGCGGAUUCAAGAGGGCCUUCAAAAUCAAGGACUUUGCCAACACGAUCCCAGGGCACGGAGGCAUCAUGGACCGCUUUGACUGUCAGUACCUGAUGGCUACCUUUGUUAACGUGUACAUCGCCAGCUUUAUCAGAGGUCCUAACCCCAGCAAACUGAUCCAGCAGUUCUUAACCUUGCGGCCAGACCAGCAGCUGCACAUCUUCAACACGCUAAAAGCACACCUUGUGGACAGGGGUCUGCUGGGUGGCUUGGAGGACGCGUAGACAGCCGGGCGAUAACGGGACUGAAAGCGGACAAGCCUCUCCGAGGAAAUUCCUGGCUUGCCUGAUUUAAGACAAUAACAAGGCCUCAUUUCACUGUAACUUUUCUUCCUUUCUCGGUAAAUGUUUGCAUUUGUGGUUUUUUUUAAAAUAAUCUAUUUAUAUAGCUUUGGUUCA